CCUGUAUCCCUCAGCCUCCCGUCUUGCUACAUCGCGCAGACUGCAGCCUCCGGGAGUCCCUGUGCCCGGAUUCCAAGCUUCCCACUUUUACCCCAGACAUCUCACCUUUGAACCUUGACACCAUGUCAUCUACGGCCACUGACCUGGACAACAUGGAGGUGCAGCGACAGUACAAAGUGAGCAGUCGUUGGGAGACCUCAGAAAGCCAAUGGGAAGAGGAGCACAGCACAUCCAAACUCUUCGAAUCGUCCAGGAUCAAAGCCCUUGCUGAUGAGCGGGACGCUGUGCAGAAGAAGACAUUUACAAAGUGGAUGAACUCUCACCUGGCCCGGGUGAUGUGUCGGGUCACGGAUCUGUACUUGGACCUGCGUGAUGGCUGUGUUCUGACCAAACUGUUGGAGGUUCUGUCUGGAGAGCAGCUGCCCAAGCCGACGCGGGGCCGGAUGCGAAUCCAUUCGCUGGAGAACGUAGACAAGGCGCUUCAGUUUCUGAAGGAGCAGCGCGUUCACCUGGAGAAUGUGGGCUCGCAUGACAUCGUCGAUGGAAACCACCGGCUUACUCUUGGCCUCAUCUGGACCAUUAUCCUCCGUUUCCAGAUUCAGGUGAUUAAAAUCAACACAGAAGACAACCGAGAGACUCGCUCGGCCAAAGAUGCUCUCCUGCUGUGGUGUCAGAUGAAGACAGCAGGGUAUCCUGGUGUGAAUGUGCAGAACUUCACCAGCAGCUGGAGUGAUGGGCUUGCAUUUAAUGCUCUCAUCCACAAACACAGGAGUGACCUCAUUGAUUUUGCCAAACUGCAGAAAUCCAACACAACCUUUAACCUCCAGCAGGCAUUUAAUGUGGCCGAGCAGCAGCUGGGCGUGGCCAAGCUUCUGGACCCUGAAGAUGUGAACACGGAGAAUCCCGAUGAGAAGUCCAUUAUCACCUAUGUCGUCUCCUAUUAUCAUUACUUUUCCAAAAUGAAGGCUCUUGCUGUGGAGGGGAAGCGGAUUGGAAAGGUCCUGGACAAAGCUCUGGAGAUUGAACAGAUUAUCACGAGAUAUGAGACAUUGGCAUCUGAGUUGCUCGAAUGGAUUGAGCAAACUAUCGCUCUGAUCAGCAAUCAACGAUUUGCAAACUCAUUAACUGGCGUUCAACAGCAACUGCAAGCCUUCACCAACUACUGCACUGUGGAGAAACCUUUAAAGUUUGAGGAGAAGGGCAAUCUGGAGGUUCUGCUUUUCACCAUCCAGAGUAAACUUCGAGCGAACAACCAAAAGCCAUACGUACCCCAUGAGGGCAAACUGAUCUCCGACAUCAACAAGGCCUGGGAGAGACUGGAAAAGGCGGAGCAUGAGCGUGAGGUGGCAUUGCGGAACGAGCUGAUUCGGCAGGAGAAGCUCGAGCAGUUGGCCCAUCGGUUUGACCACAAGGCUGCCAUGCGCGAGACCUGGCUAAACGAGAACCAGCGGCUCAUCUCCCAGGAUAACUUUGGUUACGAUCUCCCAGCGGUCGAGGCAGCGAUGAAGAAGCAUGAGGCGAUCGAGGCUGAUGUAUCUUCAUACAAGGAGCGAGUGCAGGUCAUCACGGAGCUGGCUCUGGAACUGGACUCGGAGAAUUACUAUGACAUCAAGCGCAUCACUGCUCAGAAAGAUAACAUCUUGCGACUGUGGAGCUUCCUGGAGGAGACACUGGCCGCUCGCAGGGCACGGCUCGAGCUCAACCUCUCACUGCAGAAGACCUUCCAGGAAAUGGUUCACAUGAUUGACUGGAUGGAAGAGAUGCAGAUGCUGUUGUGUUGGAAAGAUUUGGGGAAGCACUUGUUGGAGGCCGAGGACUUACUCCAGAAACAUUGCCUCCUAGAGGCAGAUAUCUCUGUGCAGGCUGAGCGAGUGAAAAGCCUCAAUAUGGCCGCCCUGGAGUUUACCCAACUGGAAGGGUACCAGCCGUGCGACCCGCACAUCAUCUGUAACCGGGUGCAGCAUGUCAGCAGCUGCCUGGAGGAGCUGCAGCGGCAGGCAUCGUGUCGCAGGGCGGAGCUGGAGGGAUCGCGCUGCCUCUGGACAUUCUUCCAGGAGAUGGAGGAGGCGGAGGGCUGGAUCCACGAGAAGGAGCAGGUCAUCUCCUCAACAAACUGCGGCAAAGAUGUGGACAGUGCCACACGUCUGCUGAGCCAGCAUGAGGUGCUGAUGGGGGAACUGGUGGCUCGCUGCAGCUUCCUCACGCAGACCAUCACCAAGGGUGAGCAGAUCUUGGCACAGAAACACUUCGGCACGGGGAACAUCCAGGAACGGAUCCUGGAGGUGCGGCUGCAGUGGAAAACUCUGGAUGAGCUGGUGAAACUGAGGCAGCAGCGGAUCCAGGAGGCGCUCAGCUUCUUCCAAUUUAAGGCCGAUGCCGACGACCUGGAGCAGUGGCUGCAGGAUGCCUACCUCCUGGCCUCCAGUGACGACUUCGGGCACGACGAGUACUCCACCCAGUCGCUGGCCAAGAAGCACCGUGGCCUGUCCGAGGACAUUGAACAGCAUCACCGGCUGGUCCAGGCCCUGUGCACUCAGGCUGGCAGCCUGGCCUCCGAAUACCUAGAGCCGGGUGAGGUGCAGAGCCGCGUGUCGGAGCUCGAGACCCUGUAUUCUGAGGUGAAGGAAGUGGCGGGCCUACGCAGGCAAUGGCUGCAGGAUGCACUGGCUGUUUACCACAUGUUCACCGAGGUCAAUGCCUGCGAGCUCUGGAUCGAUGAAAAGGAACAAUGGUUCAACAACACGGAGGUCCCUGAGACACUGGAGGACCUUGAACUGGUCCAGCAGAGGUUUGAGAGUCUGGAGCAGGAGAUGAACAGCAUGUUGGGCCGGGUGGUGGAGGUGAAUGAAAUUGUUCAGCACCUGGUGGAAAAUGGUCAUCCCAGUGCCACAGAGGUCAUGGGCUGUCAGGACCACCUAAACAGCAGGUGGGCACAGAUCGUGCAGUUGGUUGAAAGUAAAAAGGAGAACAUCGAUUCCCUGGUUCGCAUCCAGAAUUACUCACUGGAGUGCAACGAGAUCAAAUCACAGAUCAGUGAGAAGCGGAGGGCCAUCGAGUCAACGCAGUACCUGGGCAAUGACCUUGGGGGGGUGAUUGCACUGCAAAGGAAGCUGUCCGCCAUGGAGGGUGCCCUGAGUGUGAUCGAGCCCAAGCUGAUUGGCCUGCAGUUGGAGGCGGAGAGUUUAGCUGCUGCACACCCGGGACAGGCGAUGGACAUCCUUAUCCGAUUUGAGGAGAUCAGUGAGGAGUGGGAGCAGCUGAAACGGGCCCUACAAGGCUGUGAGGACUCACUGAGUGUUGCUGGCAGGCUGCAGCAGUUCAUCCAGGACCUGGACAGCUUCCUAUCAUGGCUGGCUCAAACCCAGGGGGCCACUGUGUCCGAGGAGCUGCCCAACACACUGGCUGAGGCAGAGGCUCUCCUCCGGAACCACGAGGCGCUGAGGGAGGAGAUCGGCCAACAUGAAGAGGACUACCGCAAGAUCCUGGCCGUGAAUGAGCUGCUGUCGCUGGGUGAAGCUGAGCUGCCGCUGCUCUCCAUCCAGCAGUGGCUACAGAAACUGCAGCAUGGCUGGGCCAAGCUGCACCAGGCCUGGCAAUGUCGGCACCAACUGCUGCUGCAGGCUCACAUUUACCAGCUCUUCCUCCGGGACGUCAGGCAGGCUGAAGGCUUCCUCAACAGCCAGGAGUCGGUGUUGGCGCAACUUGAGGUGCCAGUAUCGUUGGAGGCUGCUGAAACGGCGAUCAAGAGGCACCGGGAUUUCCUGGUGACUUUGGAAAUUAACCUGCAGAAAAUUAACACGGUGGUCGAGGCAGGAGGGCAGCUGGCAAAGGCUGGCAGCAUCUACCAGGAGAAGAUUGACGAGCAAACCAAGUCUAUCACCACCAGGAGCCAACAUAAUUACAAGCUGGCUCACGAUUGGUUAGAGCGCCUGGGUGUCCACUGGGAGCAACAGCGGUUCCUCCAGAGCUGUCAGGAGUUGGGCGACUGGAUUAAUGAGAAGAUGCUGACAGUCCGGACCACGUCACACGAUGAUGUUCAGAAGCUGCACAAAAAAUGGCUGAAGCACCAGGCGUUUAUGGCAGAGCUAGCGUUGAACCGGGAAUGGCUGGCUAAGAUUGAGAAGGAAGGUCAACAACUGAUCAAGGAGAAACCUGAACUCGCCCCAGAAGUCAGGAAGAAACUGGAAGAGAUUCACGACUGCUGGAUUGUUCUGGAAAGCACAACGCAGGCCAAGGCGAGGCACCUGUUUGAUGCAAACAAGGCAGAGUUGUUGGUGCAGAGCUAUGGCGAGCUGGACAAGAGGCUUUCUCAGCUGGAGGGGCAGCUGCAGGGGGUAGACGGAGCUAGAGACAUCGCCAGCGUCAACUCUCAGCUCCAGAAACUGCAGGUCCUGGAGAAUCAGAUGGAAGGCUGGUACAAGGAGGUCGGUGAAUUACAGGCCCAGGCUGCGACCCUGAACCAUGAUGGGGCGGGAAAAGAAGAGGUCACUGAGAAACAGAAUGUGGUUGAAGCACGAAUUGUGCGUCUGAUUGAACCGUUGAAACAGCGGCGGAGGAUUCUCCUGGCCUCGAAAGAAGUUCACCAGGUGACAAGGGAUAUGGAGGAUGAGACUCUUUGGAUUCAGGAACGCCUGCCACUGGCAAAAUCUAAGGAUCACGGGAAUAACUUGCAAACAGUGCAGCUCCUUCAGAAAAAACUGCAGACUCUUCAGCGGGAGAUCCAGGGGCACCAGCCGCGGAUCAGUGAUGUGAUGGAGCGAGCAGGGCACAUCGCCUCCAUCCAGACCCCGGAGACUGAAGCUGUGCGCCUGAGCCUGGACCGGCUGCGGGAGCUCUGGGCUGAGCUCCAGGAGGAGACGCAGCAACGGCAGCAGAGGCUGACGGCAAUGCAGCAGCUCCAGCAGUAUUACUUUGAUGCCUCAGAGGUGGAGUCAUGGCUGAGUGAGCAAGAGCUGCACAUGAUGACGGAUGAGAAAGGAAAGGAUGAACAGAGCUCCCUCCAGAUGUUGAAGAAACACCUCGUUCUCGAACAGACAAUUGAUGAUUAUGCAGAGAACAUCUGUGAGCUCUCGAAGACAUGUAGAACGUUAUUGGACAAGGGCCAUCCAGAGAGUGAGCAGAUCAGCAAACAGCAAUCUCAAAUUGAUCGUCUGUAUGUGAGCCUGAAGGACCUUGCUGAGGAGCGGAAAGGCAAGCUGGAGCAAUAUUACUGGCUGUUCCAGUUAAACCGAGAGGUUGAUGAACUGGAGCAGUGGAUCGCAGAGCGAGAGGUAAUAGCAGGAUCGCCAGAACUUGGACAAGACUUCGAACAUGUCACCCUGCUGCUGGAGAAGUUCACUGAGUUUGCCCACGAGACUGGGGUGAUUGGGCAGGAACGGGUGAACACAGUCAACCAGAUGAUUGAUGAGCUGAUUGACUACGGCCACAUGGACGCAGCCACCAUUGCAGAGUGGAAGGAUGGUGUCAGCGAAGCCUGGGCAGAAUUGUUGGAACUGAUCGAGACCCGAGCCCAGAUGCUGUCAGCCUCACAGGAGCUGCACAGAUUCUUCAGCGACUGCAAGGAGGUGGCCGGGCACAUUGAGGAGAAGCACAAACAGCUUCCGGAAGUUUCCACCGGAGAUUCCAGCAGCACUUUCACUCUGCAGAGGAUGCUGAGUUCGUUUGAGCAUGACAUUCAGGUUCUGGUCACGCAGGUCAGGCAGCUACAAGAAAACGCUGCCCAGUUGCGGACGGUGUAUGCUGGUGAGAAUGCGGAAGCCAUCCUUGCCCAGGAGCAGGGUGUCAUGCAAGCUUGGAAGGAGCUAUUGAGCAGCUGUGACCAGCGGAGGCUUCAGCUUACCACGACCAGCGACAAGAUCCGCUUCUUCAGCAUGGUCCGCGACCUUGUCAGCUGGAUGGACAGCAUCAUCUGUCAGAUCGGGACGGGAGAGAAACCUCGGGAUGUCUCCUCAGUGGAGGUGCUGAUGAAUUACCACCAGGGUCUCCGAGGGGAGAUUGAAGCCAGGCACAAGAAGCUCUCAGCUUGUAUUGAACUGGGCAAAACAUUGCUCACCAGUACCAACCAGACUUCCGAUGAGAUUAAGGAGAAACUGGACAAGGUUUUGAAGAAGCAACAUGAAAUGAUGGCGAAAUGGGAGCAGCAUUGGGAGUGGCUACAACAGAUGCUGGAGGUGCACCAGUUUGCACAAGAGGCAGUGGUGGCAGAAUCAUGGCUGAGUGCCCAGGAGCGCCUGGUCAGCAGCAACCAGCUGGGGAACAGUGUCGACGAGGUGGAACAGCUGAUCAAGCGGCACGAGGCUUUCCGCAAGGCGGCAGCAGCCUGGGAGGAGAGGUUCAGCUCGUUGAGGAGGCUCACCACGCUGGAGCGAAUGGAGAACAAGAUGGCCCUCCAGGGGCAGAUGCCCCAGCAGCAGCCUGCCACUCCCAUCCUGAGUCGCAGAAUGCUGCCAGAGCCGAGAGUUGUUCUGCCCGAACAGUCAGUGGCAGUGCCAGAGACGCGGCCUGUCAAACAGCAAGCAGUGUACGAAAUCAUCGACGGGCCCCUGGAGGCACGAACCGAGAGACCCGAGCUCCGAGCGGCCGAGCGAGCUCUCACGCAGGAGAUAGUCUCAGCACAGUCUGAUCCAAAGCUGGCGAGCUCGUUGAGGCGAGAGAAAGUGGAGGGGAGGCUCGAGCAGUCACAGAGAAAGGCUGAACAAAGCGAGGUGAAGCAGGAGCAGCAGAGAGAGCGCCACGAGCCUCUGAGUGAACAUCGGGAGCUGGAACAGCAGGAUGCAGGAGCUGCUGGGGACAGGAGGACCACUUUGGCUGACAUUGUAGAGCAACUUCAGGAGAAAGAGGCGCAGGGACGGGACUCAUCACUGUCUGUUGGCCUGCCAAAUGGAAUUGAGAAACUGCCGGAGAGAACCCCUCGACCAGACAGACCGAGAGCAAGGGACAGACCCAAGCCCAGGAGGAGACCUCGGACAAAGGACCUGACCCAGCCGAUUGGAGAACCGCGCCGGUCCCGCUCUGCACCAUCACCCCAAAACAGUGCUACAGCGUCACCACCAGUUACACACACGGCAGAGCAGGAAGGACUUCUCGCUCGAAAACAUGAAUUGGAGGCUCCCAACAAAAAAUCAUCCAGCAGGUCCUGGGUUAAUGUAUACUGUGUGGUUAGCAAAGGAGACCUGGGUUUCUAUAAAGAUACCAAGGGAUAUAAAUCAGGAGUAACCUAUAAUGGAGAGCCUCUCAUCACUCUGAGUGAGUCCACAUGCGAAAUUGCUAGCAAUUACAAGAAGAAGAAGUUUGUCUUUAAAGUCCGGAUGAAUGACGGUAGUGAAUACCUGUUCCAGGCUAAGGAUGAGGAGGAAAUGAACAAUUGGAUCAAGACUAUUUCCACAGCCAUCACAGAACAUGCACAAAUUGCUCAGCAAAGCGGUCAGAUGCCUCUUACUACCUCCUCCACCGAUGAAGGCAAUCCUAAGCGGGACAGUGACCGAAGAUUCAGUCUCUUUGGAAAGAAGAAGUGAGGACGAGAAAACACCAUUGGCUUUGUAUUGCACAGAUUGGAUCCUUACAGUCGCUUAUAGGGACGGAUUCUCACUUGGUGACGUAGAAAUUGUUUCAUCUUGAACUUGAGUAACUAAUGUUUUUAAUUUGACAGUUUUAACAGGAGUUGGACAAUUGCAAGUACGUCUUUUGGAUGGGUCUGUGACAAUUUUCUAUUAAAAUCCUGUUCUGCUUUUGGUGCACGUUUGUGGAUCCAAUUGGCUGUUGACUGGAAUUCUCUGACCUAAUUGUGUGGGAUCUCGUCCUGGUCGGAUGUCUCAGACCCGGCACGUGAUCAGAUUGUUGGCUUUUGGACCAAGUUGUUACUUAAUGCCCCGGUUCCAAAUGUUCAGCUGCAUUUUGAUUUGAGAAUAAGUGAAUGUGAGAAAUGUCCAAACUUUUUUUCAGUUAAUUAAAGAAAGGGCACUAUCAAAUCUUUCAGUUUUAAUCUUCUUUACAAAUUUGAACCCUCUAAGAUUAGAUGCUUAUUUAACAUCUCGAUGGAGAUAUGUGUGUUCUAAUGGAUACUGCUGUUAACAUGAAUCUCAGCCCAGUGUUUGAAAUGUGAAGUAACUCAUUCCAAAUGUGGUUUCUGGUGUUGUGACAGCUCACAUCCCGCCACAGGACAAUCAGAAUUCCUAGUAUUUUACCAAAAUGCCUUUGGUCUUCCUGAAAAGAUUCAAGUUGGAAAUGUCAUAUUGAGGAUCCCUGGCAGAAUCCAGGGAAUGCAGCUGCCCACUUACUUUAAACCGUGUAGUUCCAAUUUGUGGGUCAGCUCUGCAGCAGCGUUUGUUGAGAAUUUUUUUUUAAGAAGUACAAAGUAAGAAGGAAAUGCGUGUCUAACAAAGCAAUGGCAUGACAUCUGAUUUACUUGGAAAUAGAUGGAAAGUACAAAAUGGAAACAGGCCCCCCCAUAGGUUGCGGUGGCAUUUACUAUUCAAGUGAGUAAUUGUUUCUAAUGAUGUGUACCACCCUGUCCCCUUCUUUUCUCACCUACUUAAGUUGGAGACAGCAGAGAGGAUGAAAAACUCUGAAACGAUUUAAACAAAUCAAUUCAGUGUUUGCCCAUGUCCAUUGUAGUGAUUUUAAUUUGGUGGUAAUGGGUAACAGUGACCUCAGACACAUCUCCAUUGGGGGAAAAUGACUGAGAGUAAGGGGCUAAUUUUCCUUUGGUGUGCACCUCAUUCAAGUUGAAAGAGGAAGAAAGAGCUGACACCCUGCAGCCUGGCAUUUACUUCAUUUGUGUUGCCCCUUCUGCAGCUACAGUUCAUUUCCUGAGUUUAGCUCUUGAAGGGGGUAACUUGCCUCACGAUAUGUUCUAUCUCGUCCUCCUUGAAGAGAUAGAUGCCAGUGUCAGCAGAGCAUUUGGAGCUGCGUUUGGCUGCAGAGAUGGCAAUGGCUUUAAAAUCCCUCGCUGCAAUAGAGCAGGAACUGAGGAUGCUGUGCACUCACUUAAGACCAAAGACAAUUCCAGUUAGAGAAUGAAGUCCAAUUGGAUUCUGCGGAACUGAACAGGAGUAGAGCACUCAUCACCAUGAUUUACCUAACAACCACCUGGACCCCUUCACCAACUGAAUAGAUUGGCCCUGACUGAACUCUCUGUAGAUCACAGAGUGCUAAUUGUACCCCAUGCAUUUGUUAGGUGGGCAACAAUGGAGCCAUGCACACACAGAGGGUCUACCCUGUCUUCCAGAGCAGUAAUGGUCCAGUUCAUCAAGCUGACAAAAUUGCACUCACCUUGAACAUUUGAGAGAAUCAGCAUCCAGAGUUUGCAGGAUUGAAUGGGUGACUGAUGCCCCAAAAAAAGACACUGAUUUCACCUUGUCUGGGAUGAUCAAGUCUGAACCUAAAUUACUGAGUUUCCAGGAGGCCUAGAUGUCCUUUGUGUAUAUCCUGUCACAUCCUCACAGCUGGGAAUGACCCACCAAAGAACUGCAACAGCUUUCACUCAGUAGAUAUUUAUCUCCUCCAUCAGAAGCAGCAGUUCAAGGUCAGAUUCCUGGCCAUUUGGCACCAUUCAGUUAUCCUGCACAGUUCUAGAUUGCUGCUAUCAUUUGUAGGUUCCCAGCAAUUGGGGUACUGACUUUUAUUUCUUGGGAAUGUGUCUUAGCUCAUAAGCUGUCACGCUGUCUGUUCACAUGUCAACCCGAUCAAGGUGGGAUCAAGCCCACGACUCCUCCACAGGC
Stegostoma tigrinum is the source of this 9719-nucleotide messenger RNA. RefSeq names its product spectrin beta chain, non-erythrocytic 4-like. Lineage: Eukaryota; Metazoa; Chordata; Chondrichthyes; Orectolobiformes; Stegostomatidae. Bases 123 to 7514 code for a protein of 2463 amino acids. Gene Ontology annotation, cellular component: cortical actin cytoskeleton; cell projection; cell junction. The record is from RefSeq and is a predicted model, not a curated record. The transcript is spliced from 36 exons. Gene Ontology annotation, biological process: actin cytoskeleton organization. Gene Ontology annotation, molecular function: actin filament binding; phospholipid binding; structural constituent of cytoskeleton.